CCCUUGAUCAGCCGCAACUACAAGGGCGAUGUGGCCAUGAGCGAAAUUGAAUACUUCAUGCCCCUGCUGGUGCAGCGGGAGGAGGAGGGUGCCCUGGCCCCGCUGCUGAGCCACGGCCGAGUCCACUUCCUGUGGAUCAAACACAGCAACCUCUACUUGGUGGCCACCACGCUGAAGAACGCUAAUGCCUCCCUGGUAUAUUCUUUCCUCUACAAGGCUGUGGAGGUAUUCUGCGAAUACUUCAAGGAGCUGGAGGAAGAGAGCAUCCGGGACAACUUUGUCAUUGUCUACGAGUUACUGGAUGAGCUCAUGGACUUCGGCUUCCCGCAGACCACGGACAGCAAGAUCCUGCAAGAGUACAUCACGCAGCAGGGCAACAAGCUGGAGACUGGCAAGUCGCGGGUGCCGCCCACCGUCACCAACGCCGUGUCCUGGCGCUCCGAGGGCAUCAAGUACAAGAAGAACGAGGUCUUCAUCGACGUCAUAGAGUCUGUCAACCUGCUGGUCAGUGCCAACGGCAGCGUCCUGCUGAGCGAGAUCGUGGGCACCAUCAAGCUCAAGGUGUUCCUGUCGGGGAUGCCAGAGCUGCGGCUGGGCCUCAAUGACCGCGUGCUCUUCGAGCUCACUGGCCGCAGCAAGAACAAAUCAGUCGAGCUGGAGGACGUGAAAUUCCACCAGUGCGUGCGGCUGUCGCGUUUUGACAAUGACCGCACCAUCUCCUUCAUUCCGCCCGAUGGUGACUUUGAGCUCAUGUCCUACCGCCUUAGCACCCAGGUCAAGCCGCUGAUCUGGAUUGAGUCUGUCAUUGAGAAAUUCUCCCACAGUCGUGUAGAAAUCAUGGUCAAGGCCAAGGGGCAGUUUAAGAAGCAGUCGGUGGCCAACAGUGUGGAGAUCUCUGUGCCCGUUCCCAGCGAUGCCGACUCCCCACGCUUCAAGACCAGUGUGGGCAGCGCCAAGUACGUGCCGGAGAAGAAUGUCGUUAUUUGGAGCAUUAAGUCCUUCCCGGGAGGCAAGGAGUACCUGAUGCGAGCCCACUUUGGCCUCCCCAGCGUGGAGAAGGAGGAGUUGGAGGGUCGACCCCCCAUCGGGGUCAAGUUUGAGAUUCCCUACUUCACUGUCUCUGGGAUUCAGGUCCGAUACAUGAAGAUCAUUGAGAAAAGUGGUUACCAGGCCCUGCCAUGGGUUCGCUAUAUCACACAGAGUGGCGAUUACCAGCUUCGUACCAGCUAGAAGGGAGAAGAGGUGGGGCUUGAACAUGGGGCCUCCCCACAGCCCCCACUGCAGAUUUUUAAAGAGGGAGGGACGGUGAGGGGGCUGUGUGUGUUUGUCUGAGGGCAGGCUCCCGACUUGGUGGUUUCUUGGUCUCUACCCCCUCCUGACCUCUUCCGGUACCCACAGGCUAUGAGGGAAGUCUCCCUGCCUCUCCCCUCGGGGAUUCUCCCAUCUCCCUGAUUUUAUAUGAAGAAACAGAAGAGGGGCUUGAAGUCCCCCUCAUGAGUGCCUUCUUGCAAUGACCUGCCUUAGGGGAUGUCGGGGGUCCCUUCUCCUUCAUAGCUGCUGAGCCCAGAGGCCCCGCUGGCCUGCUCCUCUGAGUUUUAGGAUAUUAUUAAAAAGAUGAAUCUA
Carlito syrichta (Philippine tarsier) is the source of this 1623-nucleotide messenger RNA. It is a transcript of the gene AP1M2, whose product is annotated as adaptor related protein complex 1 mu 2 subunit. Gene Ontology annotation, molecular function: clathrin-cargo adaptor activity. The transcript has 11 exons. The record is from RefSeq and is a predicted model, not a curated record. Gene Ontology annotation, biological process: vesicle-mediated transport; intracellular protein transport. Gene Ontology annotation, cellular component: clathrin adaptor complex; clathrin-coated vesicle. Lineage: Eukaryota; Metazoa; Chordata; Mammalia; Primates; Tarsiidae. The annotation marks the transcript as partial.